Anoplopoma fimbria (sablefish) is the source of this 1203-nucleotide messenger RNA. RefSeq names its product ankyrin repeat domain 53 (gene ankrd53). Gene Ontology annotation, cellular component: spindle pole. The transcript is spliced from 6 exons. NCBI's taxonomy places the organism in Eukaryota, Metazoa, Chordata, Actinopteri, Perciformes, Anoplopomatidae. The coding region runs from base 1 to 1203 and encodes 400 amino acids. Gene Ontology annotation, molecular function: protein binding. The record is from RefSeq and is a predicted model, not a curated record. Gene Ontology annotation, biological process: positive regulation of microtubule polymerization; regulation of mitotic spindle organization; mitotic metaphase chromosome alignment.
AUGGAACCUGUCAACAAAUCUGGAAAACGGAGACGUGGAAGAUGUAAAAAUGGGACACUGACCCACGGCUCUCCCCCGGACGGGCGCAUGUUUCCAGCUGUGGCUGCUGGGAGCCCAGAGAAGCUGGAUGAUAGUGUGAACAGACAGGGUCUGUCAGAGCUUCAUAUGGCCUGCCUUUACGGCCAGCUGGCUACGGUUCAGCUCCUUGUAGAGUCCAGGCCGGAAUGGAUCGAUAGCAGCGAUCUCCAGGGUCGCCGGCCUCUUCACAUGGUCCUGUCGUCCCGGAGCUCACCCAACACCUGCUCCUGCCUCGCCUACCUGCUGGAGCACGGGGCCUACGUCAACGUCACCACAGAUUCUGGGACGACCCCGCUGCACCUGGCCGCCUCCGAAGGCCUCCUGGACUGCACCGAGACCCUCACCCAGGCCGGAGCAGAUGUGUUGGCCCAGGACAGCAUGGGGCACACUCCUCUGGAUUUGGCCCGCAUCUGGUGCCGCAGGAAGGUGGCAAGGUUUCUGAAAAACUGCAUGUGGCAAAGAGAGAAGAACAAAGAAAUGCAGGAGAGGAAGCUGGUUAAAACUUUUUACAAUGAUCUCGUGGAUAUGGUCAAACUGAACACUCUCAAAAAAAAGCCUUUUGUAGAUGAAAAUAUGGCAGAUUGGGCGAUCAAAAAAGGUUUUCCGCUCCAAAAGGAUUUCUCCCCGACAGUGUUGGUGAGUCAGUACCACACCCAGUGCCUCCAGUCAGAUCAGAACCUUUCUCAUCCAAAACAUGCCAAGCGGCCAUUGACGCAUCAGACGGGAGAUCUUCUGAAGGACAAGAGCACAUCCACUAAGCUACCUCCAGCCUCAUCCUCCAGACCCUGGACCAUCUUCAUGGGCAUCCAGCCGGAUAAACCCCUCAGAGAGCCGGACCUCCGGGACAAAGUCACGGUUUGGAAGGACAGCAGCAGCAGUAUGCGGCCUCAGUACACAACCGAGUGGGACAGCAGGCGUCGCUCCGCCCCUGACGUGCCUCUGGAUGUCCUCGAGAGGGUGUUGUUCCCCAGAGCCUUCCCUUCCAGGAUCGCCUCCCCUCGGUACUUUGAACCAGAGAACAUCGUGGAGGUCCAGCACAGAGGAUACCCCCAGGGGCGGAGCACCUCCCCCUGGACGGAGGUGGCCAUGCACCUGGCUGAAGUGCUGGAGCCCGGACACUACUGA